Messenger RNA from Aspergillus alliaceus, 534 nucleotides. Its product is annotated as cell wall mannoprotein 1 family protein. Bases 1 to 534 code for a protein of 177 amino acids. The transcript is spliced from 2 exons. The record is from RefSeq and is a predicted model, not a curated record. Gene Ontology annotation, cellular component: extracellular region. NCBI's taxonomy places the organism in Eukaryota, Fungi, Ascomycota, Eurotiomycetes, Eurotiales, Aspergillaceae.
AUGAAGACCUAUACCCUCAUUACAAUUUUCAUCAUUCUUUCCUCUUGUUUCGCGAAUGCUAGUCUUAUCGAGACGCGCAGUGUGCCCGCUAUCCUGAAAGACUUCGCCGUCAUUGGCGAAAAGUUGAUCAUCCUUGACAAGGCUGUCAAGACUUAUGACCCUAAGCUUGAAGAUAGAAUGAGUAUCGAACGCAAACAUGCCAAUGUAGAAAUGGCUAUCAUCAAAGCUAUGAACGAUGUGCAUGCCACACCACCCUUAAAGAAAAAGGAAAGUUCGGUCGUGACCAAUGUGGCUGUCAAGAUGCAACCUGUCUGGGUCUCUUAUCUUCACGAUAUUGUGGUCAAGAGACCUGAGUUUGAAAAGGCAAAGCUGGCUGGUAUGAUUCAAGAGCAUAUUAUGGAUUAUAAGGAGAGAUGUCAUAAGCUGGCUGGGUCUAUAGAGGAGAAGGUCACCCCUGAGGACAGGAAGACCAUUAUGGAUCGGAAUCAGCAGCUUGACCUGGAGUUUGACCGUACUAUUGAGGCGUAUGAUUAA